This is a messenger RNA of Dromiciops gliroides (monito del monte), 936 nucleotides long. RefSeq names its product SYF2 pre-mRNA splicing factor (gene SYF2). The record is from RefSeq and is a predicted model, not a curated record. Gene Ontology annotation, cellular component: catalytic step 2 spliceosome; post-mRNA release spliceosomal complex; Prp19 complex. Lineage: Eukaryota; Metazoa; Chordata; Mammalia; Microbiotheria; Microbiotheriidae.
CUUCCGGAAAUGCGUCACUGACGGACGAGCGUUCGACCGGAUGUUGUAGAGGUGGUUUCCUUAUUUUUCCGGAAGCAGGGAGAAGGUGGGGGAGAGAUUCGCGGCGAUGGCGUCUGGAGUGGAGGCUGAGGCCCGCACUGAGACCCCAGAGGAGGAGGAGGAGGAGGAGGAGGAAGAGGAGCAACCCCUGACGGCGGCCGAGGCGCGGGCUGCCCAGAAGCGAGAGGAGAGGCUGAGGAAGUUCCGGGAGCUGCACCUGAAAAGGAAUGAAGCCCGAAAGUUAAAUCAUCAGGAGGUUGUGGAAGAAGAUAAAAGGCUCAAGCUGCCAGCAAACUGGGAGGCUAAGAAGGCUCGUUUGGAAUGGGAACUUCAGGUUGAAGAAAAGAAGAAGGAAUGUGCUGAGGGGGAAGACUAUGAACGAGUGAAGUUACUGGAGAUCAGUGCGGAAGAUGCAGAAAGGUAGAGAAAGAAGAAGAGGAAAAACCCAGAUCUGGGCUUUUCAGACUAUGCAGCUGCUCAGUUGCGCCAGUAUCAUCGGUUGACCAAGCAGAUCAAACCUGAUAUGGAAACAUAUGAAAAACUGAGAGAGAAACAUGGAGAAGAAUUCUACCCAACAUCCAAUAGUCUUCUUCAUGGAACACAUGUACCUUCUACAGAGGAAAUCGAUAGGAUGGUUAUAGAUCUAGAAAAACAAAUUGAGAAACGAGAAAAAUACAGUCGGAGGCGUCCUUAUAAUGAUGAUUCUGAUAUUGACUACAUUAAUGAAAGAAAUGCCAAAUUCAACAAGAAAGCAGAGAGAUUCUAUGGGAAAUACACAGCUGAAAUCAAACAGAAUUUGGAGAGAGGAACGGCUGUCUAAACUUCAGGAAACGUUGGACAUGGUAGUAAAUUGCUAUCAGUGGACUAUACAAAUAAAGAAGGAUUCAUACUCUUGUA